GAUUCUGAUCUGUGAUUGGCGAACAAUUCAUUUGUUCUUCGAUUGGCUGAUUCCUACAAAGUAUUGCAUUUGGAUUGGGCAGCUGUAUUCGUUCAGGUGGAGAAGACGGUUUCCUAUUGGUUCUGAACAUCACAGUCUGUCGUAAAAUAACAUAUUCCCCGAUUGGCGGAAAAUUUUCUUAAACCUGAUUGGACAGAUGGAAAACUAUGUAUCUCUUCAUUGGUAUUUUUAUUUUGUUUUGCCAUUAGCUUAUUUUACCUCCCGCCGCUUAUUCAUUGGCCGCACAAAAUACCUGCGUCUCAUAACUCUGUUACGAUUGGUGAUUUGUAGACUUUUUUGUAUCCAAUCAGAUGUUGGUCUGACUCUGCCGCCAGGGCGUGUGUUAUCUGAUUGGUUGGACCGACUUCACUUUUAACUUUGAAAAAUACCCGCUUGCAUUUCCUGCUGACAUGUUUGGGGGCAUGACCAACCUGAAGCAGCGGCGCAGGAAAUGGAAGACCAUCAGGAAGCGCCGUGCGAGGCAGCGGAGCAUAGCCGCGGAGAGCCCCAGAGCAGCCGUCGUCCCUGCACACGAGUGCCCUGCAGACCCAAUGGUUGAGUGCAGUGCUGGUGAGAAGGUUGUAACGUGGUGGGCUCCAGUCACCAGUGUCAACAUUCUCUCCAACCUCCUGCUGGCCGUAUCCUCUCUGUACUGGGGCUGGAGGUCCCGGCUGAUUAAGGUGUGUUCCAGGCUGUGGGGUGCUCUGUUCCCCUCCCGGGUGUGUCUGCAGGAGAUGAACGUUUUGCAGCAGAGGGUGGAUGAGCUGCAGGUGGAGAUGGCCAGACUGCGCAGCGCACUGCAGCUGAGUGGAGCGGUGAAUGUAGUGUGCUCUUGCCAGGCUCCUGACACUAGGGGCUGGGCUAUUUCCUCUCUGCUGCUGCCACCACCUCACACCCCGUCUGUUAAGGGACACGGCAUGCAGCUCCCGGCACUGGCAGCCCUCCCCCCAGCUCCUCCUCCUCCUCCACCCCCUCCCCCUCCCCCUCCCCCACCUGCGCUGCCCCCGCCGAAGCCACUGCAAAUCCAGAAGAAGGCUGGGAGCACCACAUCACGCCAGAGUGCUGCAGUGAAACAGGUUGGUCCAGCUGCAGUGACCCUCAGGGACCUGCUCAACGUGAAGCUGAGGAAAGCAAAUGCACCUCUCCACAAGCCCCAGGUAGAGGAGGACUGCCCUGGCUUGGAUACCAGAGCUGCGACUUCACGGCAAAAACCAUUCUGUCAUUCAAAAGGGAAAGAUUUGUCUUGUCAGGCGAUCUCUCCUGAGAAGAAGCGUGCCCCACUGAUAACGAUGUCGGACCUCCGGAGAGUCAGCCUGAGAUCCUCGCACACCGACCUGCCUCUCAAAAUCGGGCUGCACAGGACCCCCAGUAAGAGCCCUCUGAAUUUGCGCAAGCACCUGAAGAAAGUGAACAUAGACAGGAGCCCUGGGGGGACCCCGCUGUACGAGAAGGAGAACAGGGAGACUGGCACCGGCCUCACACCCAUCAUGACGCAGGCGCUGCGCCGCAAGUUUCAGAUGGCUCAUCCUAAAAGCCCUUCUCCUUCGAACCGGCCUGUGAACAGGAGUUUUGAUGACACAAACCACUAAACUACUGCACUUUAUUUGAUUUGUUUAUUUAUUAUUAACUGUGGUGGUGGUGCUGCUGGCAGCCAUUCCAGUGCUUUAUGAAAGCUGCCGACAGCAAAGGGAAUCUCCACUGCUGCACGACCAGGUUUUAUACGCAGUUCAGGGGCGUGGGAAGCCACUUCUCCUUGUCCUGCAUCCACUCCUGUUUUAAAACAUUUUAUACGCUUCAUUUUUUUAUAUUGAGUUGUGUUAAUGAAUAAUCAGGGUUCUGUUAAGAACGGGUAUAUGGCUGCAUCUGUAAAUCUGUCUGAAAGGACAGUCAUGCGGUUCUGUCGAUAUAUUCAAAACUCACUGUUGGUUUCAAACCUCAAUUAGCUCUAAUCUUGGACUGCUUUACCUAAGGUAACAUUAGGUAGUCCAACGUUAGUGCUAAUCGGGGUCUGUGAAUUUAGAGUGAUUUCCUGAUGUGGCAUGUGGUCUUUUUAUUAAACGUGACUGAUGCAGCUGCUUAAUCAUAUUGAUAUUGGCAGGGAAUCUACCAUAUAAACCAUGUGGGGAAUAGGCACCUGUAGUCUACUUUUUGCAUCAGUUAGAGGCCCCCGUUGCACAGGAAGAAACCUGUUUAAAAAACUAAAAAAAAAAGAAAAAUAAAAAAAAUCUAACCUGUAAUAAUAAUCACCUGGGUGGUUGUUUACUUUGGAAAGGUUUUCAUAACACAUCUCGUAUCCUUUUAAACUGUACGUGUUAUUAGGUAUGCAUUGAAUGUAACAUUGCACACUUAAUAAUUAUCUGAAUACUCAUUCUCAUUCAGUUCAACAGUACUGUAUUUGCAGCGUGUUUGUGAAAUGCGUUUUUAAAUACCCUCGGGAUUGUUUUAUCAAUGCUAUGCAAUAAACAAUGUAUUGAA
Acipenser ruthenus (sterlet) is the source of this 2514-nucleotide messenger RNA. RefSeq names its product proline-rich protein 11-like. The record is from RefSeq and is a predicted model, not a curated record. The transcript has 10 exons. Gene Ontology annotation, cellular component: nucleus; cytoplasm. Bases 450 to 1628 code for a protein of 392 amino acids. NCBI's taxonomy places the organism in Eukaryota, Metazoa, Chordata, Actinopteri, Acipenseriformes, Acipenseridae.